Molecule: messenger RNA, 1308 nt
Organism: Hordeum vulgare subsp. vulgare (domesticated barley)
Lineage: Eukaryota; Viridiplantae; Streptophyta; Magnoliopsida; Poales; Poaceae
Product: putative uridine kinase C227.14
Exons: 12
Coding region: 132-1100 (322 amino acids)
Cellular component (GO): cytoplasm
Molecular function (GO): ATP binding; kinase activity
Source: RefSeq, a predicted model, not a curated record
AACCGGAUAGGGAUGAAACGAUUCUGAUCAUUACUUAAUCUUCUGAAUAAUCCAGUCUAGUCUAACUCUAACGUACUGCAGCGUUUUUGUCGGUUAAUCUCAGAACGCGCACCUCGAUCCAGAUAGGAGCCAUGGAGUUGUCGGCUUCCGUCGCCUGCCCCACGGCGGCGCAGGCGCGGCUGCUCCGGCCGCCGGCUGAUCUCCGCCGGCUCGGCUUGCCUCGAUAUGUAUCUUGUAGGAGUUUCGCCGUGAGAAGCAAAGUGGUCAAGGCAAUGCCUUCGCUGAGUGUGAGCUUUCAACCCGCAUUUCAUCAGCCAGUUACUCGGGCUACAUGGAAGAAGAAACACAAUGUUACAUGCUAUCAGAGACAAGGAGCUCCACAGAUAGAGGCCAAGUCAAUGGAGGAAGUAUAUGAUGCCUUGGCUGAGCACCUUCUUUCUGCUUUGAAGAGUAUCGACAAUCUUGAUUCAAAAUAUAUUGUUGGUCUGGCUGGCCCACCUGGUGCAGGCAAGUCUACUGUUGCCUCUGAAGUGGUUCGACGCGUCAAUAAGCGUUGGUCUCAGAAGCAUGCAAAAGAUGGUUCACCGAAUUCAGAUGAAGAUAUUGCGACAAUGCUUCCCAUGGAUGGUUUCCACCUUUAUCGAUCCCAGCUUGAUGCAAUGGAGGAUCCAAAAGAAGCACAUGCAAGAAGAGGAGCACCAUGGACAUUCAAUCCAUCACUUUUUCUGAAAUGCCUACAAAUCCUAAAGGAAGAGGGGUCAGUUUACGCUCCAUCAUUCGAUCAUGGUGUUGGUGACCCAGUUGAGAAUGACAUAUUUGUAAAACCGCAGCACAAAAUAGUGAUCGUCGAAGGGAAUUAUUUAUUACUGGAAGAAGAUGUUUGGAGGGAAAUUAGAAACAUGUUCGAUGAGAAAUGGUUCAUUGACAUUGACAUUGAUGUCUCGAUGCAAAGAGUGCUCCAGAGACAUAUUGGCACAGGGAAAGAGCCAGAUGUAGCAGCAUGGCGGAUUUCAUACAACGACCGGCCGAAUGCUGAGCUUAUCUUGGAGUCAAAAAGGGCUGCAGAUCUUGUAAUCAGAUCGGUGGACUACUUAAGCUAGAUCCCAUGUUUCUGAUGGCAAUUUUGAUUUUUAGUAAUAAUAGGGUCCCGAUGGCGAUGUUUGUACAUAGAAGAAGUCAGCUGGCCGAUACUAUCUAUGGUGAUUUAGCGCAUAGAAUAAGCCAUAUUGCCCCAUCAAUUUGUUCUCCAGGAAUAACUCAAUAAACGACACUCUUCAAGUAUCUAAUCAUUAUAUCAUUUUAUUUUAA